AUGAUCGGGAAGGACCAAAAUCGGCAGUUCCGAGACGAUCCAUACAAACGAACUCUGAAGCCGAUGGACAUUGUCGAUACCAAGUUCUUUGUUGAGGCUUUGAGUGUUGCAAUGGAUUUUCAGCGACACUCACUCUGUCCAGUUUCGAUUGUGGCGGCCGGCGAUCGACUGCUCCUCGCCGGAAUCCCGCCACCCGAUUUUCUUCUAGGUAGCUCCUACGACGCUGUUCUAGAGCUGCGCGCGAGCGCGUACUUCGGUGGAAUCAUGCCACUGACCGAAUCUCUUCACUUCAAAUUCUCGGCAGACGCAGGAGAGUCUCAGGACGACGACCAGUGCUACUACACCGUUGGAGUUCAUUCUGUCAUGCCGAUGACAAGAGGGAACUUCCGCGCAAUUUGGCAAAAUAGGCUGUCAUCGCAGCCAGAGAAAGUCGCGAAUCUUGAUCCAAGCUUUCUGGGCGGCGAAAAAUCGGACGCGUCCAGCGAUGCGACAACGCCGUCCCGACUGAACUCAAACUUCGGCGACAAACCCUGGCAAGCACAGUAUGACUUCUGCAAAUACGGAAUCGAUAAACCGAUUUUGAAUAAUGGCAAAACUUCUCCACCGAAUUCACGAGCGAAGAAUCGCAAAGGAUGCCUCAAAGUGUUCCCGGGUGAUCGCGUCGACGACAAGGCGUGCUAUCAUCCAUGGGUCAUCCAUCCCUCCAAUCCCCGCAGGCAAAAAUGGGAUCUUUUUAUCAUAUUACUGGUCGUCAUUGUUCUCGUUGAGGCACCUUUGAAUGCUGCUUUCUUCCCGGAUGUCCUGGACCCGAUCGAACUUCUCAUACUCAAUGUUAUCCUGGAUAUUAUAUUCGCCGUGGAUAUCCUACUCAACUUCUGGACAGGAUAUAUCGAGGAACACACGGCGGUCGCAACACUGAAAAUGAAGCCACAAGAAAUUCGGAGAAAUUAUAUCAGGGGCUGGUUCGCCGUCGAUCUGUUGUCAACGGUCCCCUUCGAUUAUAGCAUAAUUAUAAUUCUACAAACUGCUACUCAUCUUGAUGUACAUCCGAACGAUGCCGUAGCGCAGGCGGUUAAGGUGCUCGCAAUGCUUCGAAUCCUUCGGCUCUGUCGGCUCUACCGGUACUUGCCGCGGUGUCAGAAGAUAUUUUACGCUCAGGAAUACAUGUACGCGCGAGUUUUGAGUCUGGCGCUCUUAAUGGUCAUUGUAUCACACUGGAAUGGCUGCAUGCAAUUCCUCGUCAAUCACUGCCUCGGCUUUCCUCCGAAAUCUUGGAUUUCGAUCAGUAAACUCCAGAACGCCCCCUGGUUCGAGCAAUGGUCGUGGUCCUUGUUCAACGCCGUAUCUCAGACAUUCGGGAUAGGUUUCGGAAGAUCCACGCCCGAAACCCUGGUCGAUAUGUGGUUCACCCUGUGGGGCAUGGUGACGGGGACUUCGGGGUACGCGUUGAUUCUGGCCAAUAUCGCCACGAUGUGGCAGCACGUAGAUGCCUCUCGCAAGCUUCACAGACAGAAAAUGCAAGAGAUCGAGGACUACAUGACGUUUCGGAGAUUCCCCGCAAAGCUCAGAGUUCGAGUUAGAGACUACUUUGAUCAGAGGUAUCAAGGCCAUGUUUUCAAUGAAAGCAAGAUCUUGAACACACUCUCGGAUCCAUUGAAGGAGGUAGUAAUGCGACACAACUGCGAGGAGACCGUGCGAUCGGUACCGUUCUUCGCGAAAGCGGAUCCUCACUUCGUCAACGAGCUCGUCACGAGGUUGAGAUUCAACUUUUUCCAACCCGAUGAUCUCAUAACGAAAUUUGGGACUCUCGGUUCAAACAUGUUCUUCAUCCAGUCGGGGAAAGUCACGGUCGCCAACGAGUACGGGAAAAUCCUCACAACGUUAGGAGGAGGGAUGUAUUUCGGUGAGCUGAGUAUCCUUGUGCCGUGCAAAAGGAAUGCAACGGUGAGGGCGAAGACUCACUGCAGCCUCCUGGAAUUAAGAAGCGAGGAUUUUCACCAGGUCCUGAAGAAGUUUCCCUUCAUCCAAGAGGCGAUCAGAGCCCUUGCUGCAGAGAUCGUAUCGAACGCGAAACAGUCGCCAUCGCCGCAAACGAAUGAACAGGACACGGUCACGACGCUCGGGAGCUUCAUACAGUUCUGA
Messenger RNA from Galendromus occidentalis (western predatory mite), 2142 nucleotides. Its product is annotated as potassium/sodium hyperpolarization-activated cyclic nucleotide-gated channel 2. NCBI's taxonomy places the organism in Eukaryota, Metazoa, Arthropoda, Arachnida, Mesostigmata, Phytoseiidae. Gene Ontology annotation, biological process: potassium ion transmembrane transport; sodium ion transmembrane transport; regulation of membrane depolarization. Bases 1 to 2142 code for a protein of 713 amino acids. Gene Ontology annotation, molecular function: voltage-gated potassium channel activity. The transcript has 11 exons. The record is from RefSeq and is a predicted model, not a curated record. Gene Ontology annotation, cellular component: membrane; HCN channel complex.